AUGAAAAAAGUUAAACUAAUAGUAAAUGUCAAAGAGCUAUUUGAAGCAUGCAACGCUAUCAUUGCGCCAGACUCAAAAGUAGUUCUUGAACAUAAGGGUUAUUUGGAAACAAUUAACAUACUAAAGAAUAUAUUCAGCAGUGGCGGUCUAAAAAUAGAAAGUGUAAAGUAUCCAUGGUUUUCUUUAUUUAAAUUCAAUUUAUUCUCAACAGAAAGUAAGCGCUAUACUGAUAGAGAAAAGGAAGCUAUCCUGGAUAUAAUUAAGAAUAACAUUUAUGAAUACUAUACGUACAAUGUGUAUAAAAGUAUAGGCUAUCUACAUGAAGCUUUAAAGUGCAAAGAUGAAACAGCAAUUAAGAGCCAGUUUAUCGAUCUAAUCAAUGACAUUAUAAGACAAACCCCACUUAUAUACAACCCAGAGCAGGGAGUGCAUAUGCAGUUUGACAGAGACAAAGCGCUAGAAGAUGUACUCUUGCCUGAUAGAGACAUCGACCUAAGCACUAGAGAAUACAUACUAGAGAUUGAUGAUACAAAGUUCUUGAAUUUAGAAAGUUUACGAGACUCUGUCAUUGAGAGUCGAGACAGAAAAAUGUUUCACUAUAUAACUAAAAAUUCUAUCGAAGACUCAAUGCGCAAAUUAGACAUGGAUAUUUUUAAAAAAUACUCAUUCAAAAAAAAAUACUACACUCUAGACGAGCUGUACACUAAGAAAUACGAAAAUACUAAUGAGCUACUGAUAGACUACGGAUUGAAGCUUAUUCACGAAAAAUAUCAUAAGAUUGCUGAGUUAAUCGAGCUGGUUAGAGAGAUAAAAAUCAUCUCAAAUAACCCGCAGGAUAUAGUUGAAGAAAUAUACAAGGUGUUUACAGCAGAAGAGCUGCUCUUAGCUAUUUCUAUUAAAAACAAUCUAAAAAAGAUUUCACACGAAAAAUACAUACACGACUACAUAAUUGAUACAAUAGAAUAUGUAGCAAACAAAACUGACUUCUUAAAAGAAACAGAAGGAGGGCCAAACAUUCUGAGACUGAAAGCAGGUUUAAGUAAUUUUUACAGAAAGUAUGUAGCUAGAGGCAUAGAUUUAAAAGAAAUAUUGAAAAAAGAAAAAACUAAAAUCUAUAAUGAAAUAAAAGAAAAACAGGAAAUUUUAAGAGAAAAGAAAAUAGAGUAUGAUCAAGCAGUGGAAAAAAAUAAUGAAGAGAGUGUUACAAAACUAAGCUGCUCUAUUAAUAAUCUGGAAAAUGAUCUAUAUUUACUAAGACAUGAUAAACAUAGAGCAUUUUUAAAAUUGCUUAAUUUUAAUAUAAAGUUAUAUGAGUUAGAUAAAUUAAAGCCAAUUCAAGAAGAGCACAUACUCAAAGGGAUAAAAAGAUUUGCAAAAGCACGGAAAAUAGAAGUAGAUAGAUUGAAAGUACCUAAAGAAUCAGAAGUAGUUCUAGAAGAGUCAGAGGAACUCAAGGAAAGAAAAAUAAUACAGAUGCAGAAAACUGUAAUUCUCAUAGUCUUUCUUAUAUCUCUUAUAAUAUCUAUAGUAUUUAUCAGUUUUUCUAGAAAUGUAGCGAAACUUUCUAAUAUCUAG
Molecule: messenger RNA, 1575 nt
Organism: Nematocida minor
Lineage: Eukaryota; Fungi; Microsporidia
Exons: 1
Coding region: 1-1575 (524 amino acids)
Source: RefSeq, a predicted model, not a curated record